CCGGGGUGGGUUGAUUAUUGAAAAGGUGGUGCUCACGCCUUCGUUUCUUUCUACACCUCACCAUUUUCCCCUUUCCUUUCCUUGCAGCAGUUCGCUUCUGUCCCUUGGCCCUCACCGUUUCCGUUGUGCUCGGAUUUGAGCGCCGGCUAAUUCUGAGUCAACCAUCAUGGAGUACGUACGAAGAUUGCUCCAGGCCCUCAGGGUCACUCCCUCGAACGAGGCACGUGGGCGCAGUGCCUCCCUCUAUCCCCCCACGGACGAUGAAGCAGGCAGACCUUCGUUUCAAUCCCGGCGGCAAAAGGCCAUGGCUCCCGAGUUAGAAAAAAUGUCCAGCGCCCUGAACACGAGCGACCGUUUGCUUGAGUUCCGAAUGCUAUUGGGAAUCAUCAGUCACGGCUCGUUCGAGGCGCCCGAGGGCUUUGGUACGAAAUUGCGUCCUGCGGUGACGAAAGACGGCCGCCCGGCACCGAACGAAGGCAUAUACCCGUCCAUUAGCGCCAAAGAAUGGAAGGCGAAGAGGGCGUACAAGCGAUAUCAAGUCGCCAUCAACUCCGCCCUCGGCGUGCAGCUGGUUCUCUCCGCCGCCAUCACCGCUCUCGGUGCCUCACACUCCAGUCACGCAACAAUUACGGGAUUCGGUGCCAUCAACACAGUAUGUGCCGGCUUUCUCACGUACUUGAAAGGCUCUGGGGUGCCGCAUCGGUUCAAGUACUACGCGAGCGAGUGGAAGGCAUUGCGAGAGUAUAUCGAUCAACGAGAGGUAUGUCUUCCAAAACCCACGCACGUCAAGCAGUCGCUACAAACGCCCUAUUGACUGACGAUAUUUUGCGUAACAGCGAGACAUUGGUGUCUCCACGAUAAGAGUCGACAUCCACAAAGAGGUCAACAUCAUCCGUGAAAUGUACGCCAAGGUCACCGCAGACGUUGAACAAAACACGCCGGAUCGAUACGUCAGCGCCACCCCACUCAAGCACCCACCGCUCGGCCUAGCAGCGGACUCGGCGAUC
Messenger RNA from Neohortaea acidophila, 1007 nucleotides. RefSeq lists its product as uncharacterized. Bases 167 to 814 code for a protein of 215 amino acids. The record is from RefSeq and is a predicted model, not a curated record. The transcript has 3 exons. Lineage: Eukaryota; Fungi; Ascomycota; Dothideomycetes; Mycosphaerellales; Teratosphaeriaceae.